GUUUUUGCCUCCUUUUUUACCUGGACUAUUUUUGCUAUUGUUUCAUCGUCUAGUUUGUUUACCUUUUUGCCACGCCCUUUCUCUGGAUUAAACCCACCUUAUUUAUUGGAUUACUGUCUGUGUAUGUGUUUUGCUUCUGGAUCCAAACUUCACCACAUCUCCAGCACCCAUAACAGUACAUUCUGGCCAGCAUGGAUCCAGCGGAAUUCACCCAUCUGAGAACAGCCAUCCAGCAACAAGGGACUCUCCUUGGGACCCACCAACAAGACCUACAACAAAUUACUCAGAACCUCGCCACCCUGUCCAACUCACUCAACCUCCUCACCUUGCAGAUGCAGCACUAUCAAGCCGUGCCUACCCCUGCCCAGCUGUCUCCUACUUCAGCUCCUGCCACCGCUUCUCUCCGUGAGCCGAGACUCCCAGCACCUCAGCCCUACAAUGGAGAACCAGGUACUUACAGAUCAUUUUUGUCUCAAUGCUCAUUAAUCCUAAAGCUGCAACCUCUGGCCUUCCCCACAGAACGUUCCCGGGUAGCAUAUACCAUCAUGUUAAUUACUGGCAAGGCCAGGGAGUGGGCAACAGCGGUCUGGGAUGCCAAUGCACCCUUUUGCUCCAAUUUCAAAGAUUUCUCAGAGGAGAUGAGGCGAACUUUUGACUGCUCUCUGUCUGGCCGGGAGGCGGCUAGAGAACUCAUGGAGCUGCAGCAGGGGUCCUGGUCUACCUCGGACUAUGCCAUCGAGUUCUGGAUGUUGGUGGCAUCGUGCGGUUGGAACGAGAGCGCCCAGGUUGACGCGUUCCUGCACGGCUUGUCCAACGCCAUUAAGGAUGAAUUGGUAUCGCGGGAACUGCCGUCAGACCUCUCCAGCCUCAUGGACCUCGCCAACCGUAUUGACGCCUGGAUCCAGCAACGGAGGAGAGAAAAGACCUGCCCCAGCUUCACCUCCUCUCCACCUCCCGCCUCGUCCGUCAAACCCAUGCAGGUAGACCGGGUUCGGGUGUCAGCAGAGGAACGACAGUGCCGGCGGAACACAGGGGCCUGCUUCUACUGCGGUCAGCUAUGACACAUCUGCCGAGCCUGCCCGCUAAAAGGACGAGCCCACCAGUGAAUCGAGGGGCCCUGGUGGGCAACACUCGGAACAAGCUCCCCGCUGAUCGACCAUUACUCCCUGUCAUCAUCAUCCAUGACAACCAGCAUCACCACCUCCAGGCCCUCGUCGACUCAGGGGCGGACAGGAACCUGAUCUGCUCCACCACCGCCAAGCGUCUGGGAAUCCUGUUACUCGCUCUCGACCUUCCUCUCACUGUCCUGACACUCAAUGGCACCAGCUUGACCACCAUCUCCCACCUUACCGCCUGCUCACCCUGAGGAUUUCCAGUAACCACUCAGAAACCAUCCAACUUCACGUCAUGAACGACCCCAACAUACCCAUAGUCUUAGGAUUACCCUGGUGUGGCAGCGGGGGCAUGGUCAAGCGUCAGUCUGUGACCGGAGGGUGGAGUCAGGGAAGGACAUUCACAGGAAGCGGAUGGAGAAAGACCUGUUGGAGUUACAGACUCUGAUUGAGGCUCACUUUGAGCAGAGGAAGAAGGAGGAGGAAGAGCUGAUCGGACUGAAGGAGCGAAUUGAGAGACGGCGCUCUGAGAGAGCCGAGCAGCAGCGCGUGCGAGCCGAGAAAGAACGAGACCGACAAACUCGCCUCGCUGAGGAGCGUCAGAGGAAGGAGGAUGAGGAGGCAAAGAAGAGAGCAGAUGAUGAGGCUAAGAAGAAGAAAGUUUUGUCCAACAUGGGAGCAAAUUUUGGCGGCUUCCUCGCUAAGGCGGAGCAGAGACGAGGGAAGCGUUUGACUGGGAGGGAAAUCAAGCGGAAAACUUUAUCAGAAAGACGAUCAGCUCUCGGCAUUGACAAUCUGAGAGAGGAUGGACUGCGGCAGCGAGCUCAGGAGAUGUGGGAGUGGAUUUAUCAGUUGGAGUCGGAGAAGUUUGAUUAUAUGGAUCGGAUGAAGAGGCAGAAGUACGAGAUUGUGGUGCUUCUGAACAGGAUUUCACAUGCCCAGAAGUUCAAAAAGGUCCAUGGAAAGGGAAAAGUUGGAGGUCGUUGGAAAUAAACUGUUCUUACAAAGCAGAAGUUAGAAAAUGGAUGAAGAGAAAACAGAAAUGAAAUUAGACAAGAAAUAGAAUUAAAAAACUCUUCCUCUUUAUUCAUUCACAGAGUUGCACUGCACUCGUCUUUAUGGCCCAGAAGGACGUCUUCAAAAUAAAACAUGAUCUAAUCUA
Messenger RNA from Neoarius graeffei (lesser salmon catfish), 2274 nucleotides. RefSeq names its product troponin T type 1 (skeletal, slow) (gene tnnt1). Gene Ontology annotation, molecular function: troponin T binding; tropomyosin binding; mating-type factor pheromone receptor activity. Gene Ontology annotation, biological process: sarcomere organization; regulation of muscle contraction; G protein-coupled receptor signaling pathway. Gene Ontology annotation, cellular component: membrane; troponin complex. The transcript has 8 exons. The coding region runs from base 1527 to 2105 and encodes 192 amino acids. NCBI's taxonomy places the organism in Eukaryota, Metazoa, Chordata, Actinopteri, Siluriformes, Ariidae. The record is from RefSeq and is a predicted model, not a curated record.